AUGAGUUCUGUCACCCUGACCUGGACAGCUCCCCUGGGCCCAGACCACCCACCUGACACCUACUGGAUCCGAUGGUGGGAGGCAGGUUUCACCAGUGAGACCCUGAACAUCUCAGGAACAUGGGUCAUGGAGGAGGGUCUGGGAACUCCCAACAGGGUCACGGAUCUGCACAAAGAAACUCAGACCAACAACUCAAUCACCCUGGGGUGGGAGGCCCCCACAGACGCCCCCUCUCAGACCCACACAUACUGGGUCCAGUGGGCCCCUGGGGGACAUCCCCAGGGAAAGCAAGACCCCCGAGGACAUCAAGCCAACUAGACAGGCAGGCCCAAUGAGACUUGCUAUGAGGUGUAGACUCUGGAACCCGGGACUUCGUACCGCUUCAGCGUGUGGGCAGAGAGGAACAACGUGGCCAGUUCUGCACAGAGCCUCCUUGCAUCCACAGCCCCGAGCCCGGUCACCAUCACCUCCUGCAUCAGCACCUCUGGGGGACACGGGGGCAUCCUGACCCGGUCCUGCCCCUGGGGAGGCUACGAGGCCUUUGAGCUGCAGGUGGGUGGACAGCGGGACGCCCCGGACAGGUCCUCCUGUGGGAGGAGGGUGCCUGUGUCGGGUCUCUGGCCGGCCCAGUCCUACCCAGCCACUGCCACGACCAUCUGGGAUGGAAUGAGGGCACCAUCUACCUCUGUGACCUGCCACACCGAGAACACAGUGCUGUUACGAACAUGGGUGCACACUUGUCUCUUCGAGACGCUGCUUUCCGCUCAGGAGUGGAACAGCUUCUCAGAGGACAUCCUGGUGGAAGACUUUGCUGACCACGUCAGGAAAAAGGACAGCAAUUGUGGCUUCGAGCAGUACCAGCAGUCGGCUCUGGAGAGCCCCAGCCGGUCUCCAACGGUGGCCUCGGCUCUGGAAAACAGCACCAAGAACCGUUACGGGAACGUGCUGCCCUAUGACUGGUCCCGUGUGUCCCUGAAGCCCCUCCAGGAGGAGCCAGACUCAGGCUACACCAACGCCAGCUCCAUGCCUGUAAGGGGGCAAACUGGGGCGAACCCCCAGGAGUUCAUUGCAGCCCAGGGCCCCCUGCCCAAGACGGUGGGUGAUUUCUGGCACCUGGUGUGGGAGCAGCAGAGCAGCACCCUGGUCAUGCUGACCACCUGCGUGGAAUCCGGCCAGGUGAAGUGUGAGCAUUACUGGCCUCUUGAGGCCGAGCCCUGCACACAUGGGCACCUACAAGUGACGCUGGAGGGUGAGGAGGUGCUGGAGGACUGGACAGUCUGAGACCUGAAGCUCCAGCAGAUGCAAGAGCAGAAAACACUACUGGUGCGUCAGUUCCAUUACGUGACCUGGCCAGACCAUGGCGUCCCCCACUCCCCAGACCCCAUGCUGGCCUUCUGGAAGAUGCUGUGGCCGUGGCUGGACAAGACCGCGGGGGGAGGCCCCCUUGUGCACUGCAGUGCUGGCGUGGGCCACACGGGCACCCUCAUUGCCUUGGACGUCCUGCUGAGGCAGCUGGAACAGGAUCGAUGUGUGGGGCCCUUCAGCUAUGUGCGGAAGAUGAGGGAAACCCGGCCUCUGAUGGUGCAGACCGAGGCCCAGUAUGUGUUCCUGCACCACUGCAUCCUGAGAUUUCUCUGGCAGUCAGGCCGAGCCCCAACAGACAACGGGGCUGCGUAUGAGAACCCACUGUAUGAGAAUGUCUGA
Messenger RNA from Odobenus rosmarus divergens (Pacific walrus), 1704 nucleotides. It is a transcript of the gene PTPRH, whose product is annotated as protein tyrosine phosphatase, receptor type, H. Gene Ontology annotation, molecular function: protein binding; protein tyrosine phosphatase activity. Gene Ontology annotation, biological process: protein dephosphorylation. Lineage: Eukaryota; Metazoa; Chordata; Mammalia; Carnivora; Odobenidae. The record is from RefSeq and is a predicted model, not a curated record.